Papaver somniferum (opium poppy) is the source of this 2136-nucleotide messenger RNA. RefSeq lists its product as uncharacterized. Gene Ontology annotation, molecular function: RNA-DNA hybrid ribonuclease activity; nucleic acid binding. Bases 1 to 2136 code for a protein of 711 amino acids. Lineage: Eukaryota; Viridiplantae; Streptophyta; Magnoliopsida; Ranunculales; Papaveraceae. The transcript has 7 exons. The record is from RefSeq and is a predicted model, not a curated record.
AUGGUAGAUGCUGAAACAAUUAGUAAAUACACUCAUCACUUGCCUUUUGAUGUUUGGUCUAUCAUUCCUGCUGUGGGUAAAUCUGGGGAUCUUGCAUUUGGUCAUUUUGAAAAGUCGAGUAUUGAAGUUCUUGGUUCUCCUGGUUUCGUUGUGGUUAACAAGCUCAAAAAUGUGAAGACUGAUUUAAUUAAAUGGAAUAGAAAUUCCUUUGGUCAUAUUAAAACUAUUAUAGGUAGAUUAAAUUCGGAGUUAGAAAAACUUCAGGCUUUACCUUAUUCUCCUCAAAUUGGUGGUUAUAUCCUAAAUUACUCUCAACAAAACAUGUACAAUACAAUUCACACCAUUAGAGAUGAUCAAGGUAACUGGAUUGAGAAUAGAGAGCAGGUUGCUGAUUUUCUUUCUAAACAUUUCAAGAAAAUUUAUACUACUUCCAUCCCUGGGAAUAAGGAUAUUGAAGAAGCUCUAAGUAUAGUUUCUUAUUCUGUUCUGGUUAAUGGCUCACCUGGAGACACCUUCUUUCCUACUAGGGGCAUUAGACAGGAUGAUUGUAUGUUGUUUGCUAAAGCUUCUAUUACUUAUGCUAGGAAUCUUAUCAAGAUUAUUAAUGUCUUUGCUAAAGCUUCAGGUCGAGCGAUAAAUUUUGAAAAGUCGGGUUUCAUCACUAGUGGUAAAGAUAAAACUAAAUCCUUCAAUUUUCUCAUUGACAACUUUUAUGCUAGAUUGAGUUCUUCUAAGAAGUCCAAUUUAAAUGUUGCUGGUAGAACUGUGGUUACUAAACAUGUGUUGUCUAGUUUAGCUAUUUAUCAUAUGGCUUGCUUUCCUCUGACGAAAACAGUUACGUCUAAAAUUGAUGUUAUUCAAAGAACCUUCUGGUGGUCAAAAAAAAAUCCUAAACAUGCUGCUUACUUUCGUUCUUGGGGUGAUAUUGGUAAAGCUAAAUCAAGUGGAGGUUUAGGUAUUAGGAAUACUUAUGCCACUAAUAGAGUCUUUAUCUGUAGACUUGGUUGGAGAAUUAUUAAUAAUCCGAACAUAUUACUUACUACAUUUUUAAAGGAUAAAUAUUUUCCUAACCAGAACUUAUUAGAAAUUGACAAAGCUGCUGAUACUUCCUCCUGGAUCUGGAAAGGUAUUGUAAAAGGGUUACACUUUAUCAGAGCUAAUUCAGUGGUAAAAAUAAACAAUGGGGUUUCUACUCGUAUAUGGAGUUCUAACUGGAUUCCAGGGUUUAGUAAUCCUCCUAUUUCUGCUCAUUCUUCUCACAGUAAUUAUAUCUUUGUUAAUGACCUUAUAGAUAAUCAUAAUAAGUGUUGGAAUGCCAGUCUGUUAUCUACCUUAUUUUCUCCUGGCGAUGUUAUCAGAAUUAGAUCUAUUAGGUUAAAUCUUAAUCAGUGUGACUCCUUAAUAUGGGCUCACACCAGAAAUGCUCUUGGUAUUUCUCCUUUUAGAGUCUCUUGGACUAGUAUUGGUGCUAUUGUCAUGUGGUGUAUAUGGAAGUUAAGAUGUGAUGUGCUUUUUAGACAGACUACUAUUGAUUUGAACAAGGUCAUUUUGGAAACUGAGAAAAUGAUUAACACCUAUAUCGCCCCUCCUGUUUGCUCUGGUGCUCUUGUCAGAGAUUAUAAAGUCCCCUUAGAUGUUGUGAAUCAUUUUAUGUUCUCCGAUGGUUUUUUUAAAGAUUUUAAAAUGAGUUUGGGUGUUAUCUGGUGUGAUAUUUCAGGAAAAUUAAAGAGUUCUCGCUCGGACUUUGGCUUGAUUCCAGAUGCAAUAGGUGCUGAAGUUGCUUCUCUCAUUUUGGCGAUCUCUUGGGCAGAAGAGAUGAAUCUUUCCAAAGUUGUUUUUAUUAGUGAUUGUCUCCAACUAGUGGAUUAUGUGAAUGGAGUCAGCUCUAAUAUUACUUGGAGAAGUGAAUAUCUUCUCAAUCAGUGUCGGGUUUUAAUUUCUAGUUCUUGCUCCUUUGAAGUUGUUUUUGUAAAACGUGUGAAAAACCAUCUAGCAGAUCGGCUUGCCCGUAGAGCUAGAAAUUUUAGUCUUAAGGGUCUUUGGGUAUCCUAUCCCUCUUUUUUGAUCUCUCUUGUGAGGAAGGAGAACUUGAAUGUUGUUUGUAAUUGGUGGCUCUUUAAAAGAGUCACAAACUAA